Messenger RNA from Candoia aspera, 1857 nucleotides. It is a transcript of the gene NUSAP1, whose product is annotated as nucleolar and spindle associated protein 1. Bases 90 to 1523 code for a protein of 477 amino acids. Gene Ontology annotation, cellular component: nucleolus; microtubule; mitotic spindle. The record is from RefSeq and is a predicted model, not a curated record. Gene Ontology annotation, molecular function: microtubule binding. The transcript has 12 exons. NCBI's taxonomy places the organism in Eukaryota, Metazoa, Chordata, Lepidosauria, Squamata, Candoiidae. Gene Ontology annotation, biological process: mitotic chromosome condensation; mitotic cytokinesis; establishment of mitotic spindle localization.
AAAUGGAGGCGGGACCGAAGAGGCGCGGCGGUUGAAUCUCACCGACUCUUAGAGGAGCCAGUUGGUUGUUGGGCGUUCAGCUACCCGUCAUGGAGGCGCUCUCUUCGCCGCAAUUGGAGGCGCUCAAGUAUAGCGAGUUGCAGUGCGUGGCCAAGUCGGCGGGGCUGAAGGCUAACCUCAAGGCAGCCAAGCUGUUAAAUGUGUUAAAGCAGCACUUCCGUGAAGAAAAUAAAAAUAUGGGUCACAAAAGGACAUCUCCAGAUACUGAGGAACAGAAUGGCAGUCAAAUUUCCAUAAAUCCAUCCACAAUCACCAAAAGGUGUAAAAAACAGAAAGAUGGUAAUACACAGGGAAAUACACAAGAAGAAAAUCUUAAUGAAGAGAAAACAGAACUGGAUUCAGAGAAAGAGGUCCUGAUAUUGCGAAAAAAUUGUGAAGGGAGCCCGGAUGCAGGAUUUGGAAAGAUACUGAAGAUAAACCAAAUUGAUGAAUCACAAAACACUGGAACAGCAGGAAACUUAGAAGAUUUUCUCACUCCAGGUCAACAAAAAGAAAAACAUUCUUCUAAGCAAAAAGGAGUUAAAAUUAAAACUUUUCCAGAUUCUCAUUCUGGAAAGAGAACUACUUACCCAGGAAGCAAGUCUAAAUUGGGAAAAAUAGGCAUAAUUUCUACCACUCCAGAUUUUAGGAAACUUCAUGAGGCUCAGUUCAAGAAAAUGUUAUCUAUUGAUGAUUAUAUUGAAAGGAAAAAUAAAAUGAUGCUUAAUUUCAGCAGUUCAGUUAAUGAGAUCAAGAUGCUGGCUAAGAAGAAUAAGUCUCUGAAGACUUCUCAGAAGGAAAAUCUAAAUAGUAAUUCCAAGGUACGUUCCGGUUCCAGAGGGCUUUUAUUAAGUUCCUCUACUCAAAGGAAUAGGCUUUCUGCCACAGGCACUCCAGUAAAACUGCGGCAUUCAACACGCAAUUCUCCUGGCACUACAAACAAAAGCAUUUUAUCUCAAAAAUCAUCCUUUAGUUCAACCAGUCUUUCUACAACUAAAAUGAAUGUCAGAUUCUCUGAAUCUACAAAGGACAAUGAAGACAAGCGUUCCCUUAUCAAGACUCCAUCUAGAAAAUCUCCAUUUCUGAAAAACUGCACCCCAGAUAAUCAGAAAAGCAGUGAAUGUAUAACUGAGAAGGACUUCAAAGGAAAAGCAAUGAACUGUCAGUCAACAGGAGCUCAAACAAAUUCUGCUGUCACUUCCUUCAAGUUUAUAAAUCAGACUGUAGAACCCACAAGCACCAAGAAACCAGUAUUUGAUCUACAAGCAAGUCUGUCAAGACCACUUAAUUAUCAGCCACACAAAGGAAAACUGAAACCAUGGGGCAACCCUAACGAGAAUCACCAGAGGCUGUAUUCCCACAGGAGAUGCUACAAAGAGCCACUUCUUCAAUCCAGAGAUGAGAGACGGGAGAAACACAUACAAGGAAGAAAACAAAGAAAAGACCAGAAGCUUAGCACACUGAGGCAGCUGACAGUUGUUUAAAGCUAACUCUCAAAUUGUUCUGCAGAUAAUCUUAAUAUCCAAAAUCUUUACUUUCUUGUAAAUAAUUCUUGUCUGUGCACUGUACUUAAGCUAUCUAUUCUGAGUAAUCUUAUUUUAAAAUGAGCAUAGAACAUUAGUGCUAUUAAAUUCAGUUAUUCAGUAGCUGAUGCUACAGUCUUAGAAGGCUUAGAAACAUUUUCAGAAGGGCAGCUAUCUUUUCUUCUCUCAAAUCUUUGCUUAGUAUAUACCUUAAUUACAUCCUAGAUUGUCUGGAAACUUCUCAAUAACUGGAUCAACAGUUUAUUGUAUUAGACAAUACAAUCUUCUGGAUAUA